AGUGUCUGGGGUGCUGGCAAGGGUCCAAUAAGAGAAGGGUAUGGGGGGGGGGAAAGUUUCGGCUCAAAAUAUUAUUAUUUUGUGUGAGAGAGCUGAGUGCUUUGAUCUUAAACUUGAUUAUCUCUUUCUUUUACAACUGAUGGUUAGACCCUGAGAACAUUGAUCUUAGUGCUAAUUCAAACCUGGUUCAACUAACAGUAAAAUCUUUAAAGUGAAAAUUAAAAUAUAGUGUGGGAUAUGUCGUCUUUAGAGGUUGGAGGGAUGAGACUGCUAUUCUGUUUUGGUUGUCUCAUACUUCUUAAACUUUGUGAAACAUGGAUAUUUUCUUCAGGGUUGGAUAUACCUACAAAUCCAGGUUACAAGAUACCCCGUCCUAUAGUCAGUCAUCCUAGAUGUGAUGCUUGUAGAUUUAUUGGUCUAAUGAUAGAUUCUAACCUUAGAUCAGCGGAUGACAGGUUGGAUGGUGAGGAUGAUGAGCUUGGUGAGGAUGAGGUUGCAGCUAUUGCAGAGGAUAUAUGUUCAACACAAACAUACAGGAGUGUUGAGUUGAUAGAAUGGAACGGAGAAUAUAGAUUGAGUUUACCUAUCCUGGAAACCUGGAAGCAAGGAAAACCUGCUCAAUCAGAGAAGGAUUGGACAGAUAGGGUUUCUUCACACUGCAGGUUCCUACUGGAUAAAAUGAAGGGAUUGGAACUAUAUGAUCUCUGGUUGAGAGCUGGACACAGGCAUCCUGCUUCGUGGAUAGAAUUUAUGUGUGAGGGUGAGGGUGUGUUUGGAGACUGUAUACAGGACGAUGACGGAACAGACUGGCCUUGGGAGAUGCACAGACAGAAAAUUUCUAAGGAGAGAUCUCUUCCUCUUGAAGAUAAUGUUGUGAGAUUGAGCAGCAGACAAGAAUAUUUCUAAUAUUCAUAAGAAACAAAUAUUUGAUAAGUUUUUCUAUGUAGAUCAAAUUACAGAUAAUCUGUAUAUCUGAUCGUUUAUGUUUAUUUGACUCUUUAAAGUCAUAACUUGAGUCUAAAAGGUGUCUUUCUGUUCCAGAGUUGUCUGGUUCUCAAUGUACGAUGGUUCAA
Eurytemora carolleeae is the source of this 1073-nucleotide messenger RNA. RefSeq lists its product as uncharacterized. The transcript has 8 exons. NCBI's taxonomy places the organism in Eukaryota, Metazoa, Arthropoda, Copepoda, Calanoida, Temoridae. The record is from RefSeq and is a predicted model, not a curated record. The coding region runs from base 238 to 906 and encodes 222 amino acids.